AUGUAUUCUGAAGAUUUAUAUGAUAGUAGUUCAGAUGAGGAAAUUUCUGAACGUUUGGAUAAACUUCAAAAAAAAAUAUCAACAUUAUCUGGUAUAAAUCAUGAACAAGUUAUUAAAAAAUCUGAAAAAAUAUUUAAACUUAUUAAUUAUGAACUUAGUAAAAAAGAAAAAAAAAUCAAUUUUUUACGUGAUGAAAAUUAUGAACUACAAGGACAAUAUUAUAAAAAGUAUAUUCGAUAA
Messenger RNA from Scutellospora calospora, 240 nucleotides. Lineage: Eukaryota; Fungi; Glomeromycota; Glomeromycetes; Diversisporales; Gigasporaceae. The record is from the annotation of a GenBank genome assembly.